GUGUGUUUUCUUUGUUUUGUUUUCCUAUUCCCCCAUUUGGGAUUAGGGUUUUGGGAUCUAAGGAGGAAUGGCGCAAGGAGGCAGCAGAUCUACCGGAGUGGUGAAGUGGUUCAAUGCCCAGAAAGGGUUUGGAUUCAUCACUCCUGAUGAUGGAAACGCGGAGCUUUUCGUUCAUCAAUCAUCCAUCAGGUCUGAAGGAUACCGAAGCCUUGCGGAGGGGGAAAACGUGGAGUUCGUUGUCGAUACGGGAGAAGAUGGGAGGACGAAGGCUGUGGAUGUGACUGGUCCCAACGGCGCUGAAGUUCAAGGAAGCAGCAGGUCUGAUGGUUUCGGUGGCGGUGGUGGAAGGGGCAGCCGUGGUGGGGGUUAUGGUUUUGGAAGCGGAGGUGGUGGUGGUGGUUACAGUGGUGGAGGUGGUGGAUACGGCGGGUAUAACGGUGGGGGUGGUAGAGGUGGUGGUCGAAGGGGUGGAGGUGGUUACGGUGGUGGAAGUUACGGCGGUGGUGCCGGUGGUUACGGUGGAGGCGGCGGUGGUGGUGGUGGAUGUUACAACUGCGGUGAGACUGGGCACUUGGCAAGGGACUGUCAGCAGGGAGGCGGAAGGUAUGGCAGUGGUGGUGGUGGAGGCGGCGGCGGUGGUGGUGGCUGCUACAAUUGUGGGGAGCAAGGUCAUUUUGCGAGGGAAUGCCCUAGCAAUGCCGGUUCCAGAAACUGAAUAAAGGUUUUGUUAUUAGGCUCCGUCCAAGUUUGCGUUCCAGUGGUUGUUGGAGAGUGGUUUAUAAUCCCUUUUCUUCUGUUUGGCAUCUUCGUCGUAUAGUAGACUGAACUCUUCUCUUUUCUCCUUUGCCCUUCUUUCCAUUUUAAAUUUGGUUAAAUAGACAUGAUUAAUGUUUACCUUUUUUGUUUAAUUUCUUGGAAGGAGGUGUAAAUGAAGGAUGAAGUUUGACAUUUUGGCAAAUUGGCAUUCUCUUUUCAUAGAAAUAGUUGAUAGUUUGGUUUUAAUUAA
Telopea speciosissima is the source of this 1006-nucleotide messenger RNA. RefSeq names its product glycine-rich protein 2-like. Lineage: Eukaryota; Viridiplantae; Streptophyta; Magnoliopsida; Proteales; Proteaceae. The transcript is spliced from 2 exons. Gene Ontology annotation, molecular function: nucleic acid binding; zinc ion binding. The record is from RefSeq and is a predicted model, not a curated record. Bases 68 to 715 code for a protein of 215 amino acids.